This is a messenger RNA of Lycium barbarum (goji berry), 2159 nucleotides long. RefSeq lists its product as uncharacterized. Bases 7 to 2139 code for a protein of 710 amino acids. NCBI's taxonomy places the organism in Eukaryota, Viridiplantae, Streptophyta, Magnoliopsida, Solanales, Solanaceae. The transcript is spliced from 9 exons. The record is from RefSeq and is a predicted model, not a curated record.
GUGAAAAUGAGUAAAAACAAUUCGAUAAAUUCUCCUAUGCGCAAAAGCCCUAGAUUUUUGGGGCCCCCAACAAGCCCGAAAGUAGGGCCAAUUCCAAACUUCAAUUUACUCACUCAAACCCCGGUAAAAAAAGGAGGAAGGGAAAAGCAAGAUUCUGAUGAUGAAGGAUUGUUUGUUCAAAAUGAAGUUAGGACGAAAGUUCUAAACGAUCCUUGUAAUGUUGGUCCCACUAUUGUUGAAAUCAAAUCAACCCCCCGGAAUGAUUCCAAAAGGAAGCGAAAAGAAACGUCAACUAGUAAGUCAAAAAAAGUCACUGACGACUCUGAUUUCGAAGAAGAAACUGAGCAUCCUGAAGCCAAAAAAAGUAAGGUUGAGAAAGGUGGUGCAGUAAAGAAGAAGAAAGUCGAGAAAGGUGAAACAGGAAAGAAGACGAAAGUCGAGAAAAGUGAAACAUCAAAGAGGAAGAAAGUCGAGAAAUGUGAAACAUCAAAGAGGAAGAAAGUCGAGAAAGGUGAAACAUCAAAGAGGAAGAAAAACAACCCGACAAAGAAGACACAGACUCAUUGGUGUUCUUACACCAACGUGGAAGCCGCACUUGAAGUUAAGGACCGCCUUAACGACGCGCAAUUGAAGCUGUUUAGGGAGUCCCCUUUUGGGUUAUUUCUGGAUUUGCCAAAGCUGAAUGUUCAGCCACAGCUAAUUCGAUGCCUGAUGUAUGCCGAGACAGAGCAUGAUAGGGAUGAUAUGUUUAUCAUCAAUUUGAAUGGGAAAGAGCUUCAUUUCGGCAUUAGAGAGUUUGCCAUUGUGACUGGUUUAAAAUGUGGCAUGGACAACGAAUUUGUCGCGGACCCCGAUUCCCCCAACAGACUAAUGGAUAUUCACAAGUUGGCGAAUGAUCCAACCUACUAUAGGUUUGAGGGUUUUCCCCUGGCCAUUCAAGUAUGGUUUUAUGAAUGCUGCUCGAAGGUAGAUCCUACGGUUGCGACCCGUAUUGGAAACCACUUCCCUCGUAUUUUUAAUUGGCGAACAACUUUGCAAAAAGUCUACUUUUCCCAUCUGAAGAAGGGGAUGUUCAAAAAGUACAGCAAUCAGCUGGUUUUUACCAACAUUCUCCCAACAGAUGAGGAGAAGGUAGCUAUCAACUUUAUGGAGUUUCCAGAAGAGACAGCGGUCAAAGAUGUGUUAGAACCACAGGAUCCCACACAGUCGAGUCACUCUGUACGUGGUUCUGAAUUUGAUGCGUUGAAGAAGGAAGUUGCAAAUGUCCGCAAAGAUCUUAAAUCAUUUGAGAAAAAGGUCGGUGAACAGUUUGUUGACAUGAAAGACUACAUGGACAAGUCAAUUAUGAAUUUACUUAAAGAUCUAAAGUCCAUGUUUGGCAGGCAAACUGAAACUCCUGAAGCUAAGAUGUCCGGCAGUGUUAAGGAUGUUACAAAAGAACCAAAGACAAGCAACAAGAAUGAUGGACUUCAGCACAACCUAUAUUUUCAUUUUGAUGAACCGAUAGGUGAUUUUGACAUUGGUGGGCAGGAUGUAAGUGAGCAAAUAUCCAAUCACAUUGUAGUAGAUGCAUCUGCUUUGAAGAAUGGGAUUAAUGCUUCUAUUCCAGUUGGUGAGCAAGUUGGAGAUGGUGAAGCAUGUGAUAAAUAUAUAGUUGACCCAGACGAAUUGAAGAGUCAUCCUAUUGAUACUCUGAUUUCAGAACAUAAUCUAGAUGAUGUGGUUGCUGGCAUUGAUAAGUUGGGUGCUUUGGGCAAUUCUGCCACUAAGACCCCUACCCUUGAUGAUUUUGAAAUGCCUCCAUUUACCGAGUCUAAAAUAGUAGCGAUUGAAACCAAAGGUGGUGACAUCGUUACACCUGAACAACAAGCAAGAAAUAGAAAUCCUGGACCGUAUGGUAAAUCACCAUACACUGAUUUUAGUUCAGGCGGCAGCAGCACAAUCAAUUCUCCUACAUACUUUCACAUUAAACACCCAUUCACAAAUUGCAUUGGCUUUGAUGUUGACAAUGAUCUGAUCACCGAAUUUAAGGAUUGGGUGAAAUCGAAAAUGUCUACAAGACAUGGGAGGUCUGUAUUGAACACAUCAGCUAUUUUGCAGAGAAUUAUUUAUUUAACACAUGUUAUUCUACAAUUUUAAAACAUCUGUUAUUUUGCAGG